Molecule: messenger RNA, 1782 nt
Organism: Polypterus senegalus (gray bichir)
Lineage: Eukaryota; Metazoa; Chordata; Cladistia; Polypteriformes; Polypteridae
Product: ribonuclease P protein subunit p25-like protein
Exons: 3
Coding region: 513-1100 (195 amino acids)
Biological process (GO): tRNA 5'-leader removal
Cellular component (GO): ribonuclease MRP complex
Molecular function (GO): RNA binding
Source: RefSeq, a predicted model, not a curated record
UGUUUAAACCUCCUUGUAAAUCGGGUCAUGUUUUAAGAUUUUUCGAAUAUAUUGCGGCCAGUGGGCAGGUUGAGCCGUGGCAGAGUGACCUAGUGCAGUACUCGUCGUAAAGGCCUUAAAAUAAGCUUCGAAAGAUCCAAAAAUGCGUGUCGUUUGAAUAAGAGUUGUCCGUCUUCAAACUCAUAUGGGAAUCUUUGACUGCUGACUCGAGGUUUGUGUUGCCUGAAUUUUUGCAACACACUGAGAAUUUCGGAUUAUAUAUUUGUAAAUAGUAAAAUACAUAGACAACGCUAUCGUCUUCGGAACGAAACACGCACAGACAGAUGUCAACUGAUAGUGGAAGUGGUCGAAAGCCGCAUGUGCAGAGGAAAACGUGAGUGGCCAAUUACAUCUUUCUAAAAGGACAUUGUUCCAUUAUUUGCCUGCAGGACAACCCAAAUUUAUUUGGACAUGGAUUUAAUUAGGCAUUAAGUACAGUUACAGUUUUCAAGAUCUCAUCUAGAAAACCAGAAAUGGAAAACUAUAAGAAGAUUCAAACAACAGAAAAGCCCAGUCCAAUGCCUUUCCAGGAACUGCCCUCUGACACCCCAGAAAUGAAGGUCAAGGAUGGCAGUAAAAUACGUAACUUAGUGGGGUUCGCCAUUAGGCAUAUGGAGAAGGAGGGGGCAAGGUGCAUAGUCUUCACAGGAAGUGGCAAUGCUGUGUGUAAGGCCAUCAGUUGUGUGGAAAUCCUAAAGCAACACAUUAAGGGUCUGCACCAGGUUACUAAACUUCUUUACAAGCUUACUGAAGAGUUAUGGGAGCCACUUGAAUCCACUGCUGGACUGGACAGCUUAACUGUGAAGAGGAAUGUGCCAGCUAUCUAUGUGCUACUGUCUAAAGACCCUCUGGAUGUUUCAGAACCUGGCUAUCAGGCACCAGGGUGCUUUUCUGCUUUUUGGGCACAGACAGUAAAAGAUGAAGAAAGUCAACAAGGGCAAAGAAGGAAGCGCCAAGCAGGAGUGUGGCAAGGAAAAGGAGGAAAAGGCAAAUACACGCCUCAAAACCCGGGAAAUCGUGGUGAGCCAGUCAAAAAGACUCAAGGCAGAGGUCGCCCUUAGCAGUAGGUCCUACUGAAUUAGACAACUGGACUUACCUUUUUAAAUGAUGAGGUGAUCAUUCGGUCUGAAGGUCUUCAUAGUUUUGAAUUUUACUCUUCCUUCCUAAGAAAUUUGCACACCUUUGAGCAAUAACAUUUCAGUUUGACAGUCUCCUCUGAUUGGUUCUUGGGGUAUAGUGGUGGUGUUUAAAAUUUCUGGUAAACAGUAGUCUGUCUUUUCAUUUUUAUCAGUGACUCAUUGUUUGGUUUAACAUUGUUGUUGUGUCCAUUGCCUGCAAAGUGGUUUUUAUUAUUUAUAUUUCAGAGUUACAGCAGUCAGCAAAUAUGUUGCAUAGCUCAUUAGGCUUCUAAGGUGCGGUGUCUCCAAACACACAUGUAUUUAUCAUGCGGUGGGUAAGCUACUUUAGAGUAUUGUAUGCACAUUGUAAUUUUAUACAAAAACUGCUUAGGGCUUCAAAGAGGAAGAAGAGCUUUAAUUAACAUAAGCAAAUCUCUGUCUUUGUAUUGGUAUUACAGAUUACUUCACCCAACAUUUUAGGUCAACUUCAGUGACUCUUGUGUGCUUAUUGAAGGAACAAUUGAUAUAGGAUUAAACUAAGAAUGAAUUGUGCACCCCCAAAGCCAGUAUAUAAAUUUAUUUUUGCUCAUUUCCUUAUGUUAUCAAUAAAUUCUUAAGUAAUAGA